UUAGAACAAUUCUCUGAGGAAGAAAAGGUCAAAAUAGUUGCUACCUCAAUGAAGACGGAGUUCAAACAAGCGGAUCAAGAAUUUGAGGAAUACUCAGAGGAUGAGACUGGGCAGCAGGAUGAAACAGUUGAAUUUGAAAUUGCCAGGCUAUCUAAAGAAGCUGCAAUAGAUGGUUUUGGGAAAAGAGAAGCUCUAACAGUUGAUAAAGGGGCUGAUUUUGCAGAUGAAUCUACCGAAUCCCUCGAGGGACAAGAAAAGAGGACAGGAAUAAACCUUGGUCCAAAUGUACAGUCUUUUAGUUUACAGGAUGAUCAUGGUAACUUGAAAAACUCAGAAGAGAUCAAAUCUAAAUUAUUUGAUGUUAGUGCCGUCAAACCUCUGCAGUUGGAGUUUGACGCUGAAGAACAAGGGUGCACUGAUGAAGGAGAACUGGAAAUGACACCCCUCCAGUUAGGGGGGAUGUCAGCUGAUCAGAUGAUAGGAAAAUGGGAAACAUCUCAACAUCUAGAGAAAACUAAUCAAUCUCCACACAGAUUGGCUGAGAUGACUCAGGCAGAUGUAACAACAGAUAUAGAAAGUACUGAUGAACCAAAGUUGACUACAUCUGAAGGGCUUCCCUUGAUCUCAGCAGUGGAAGAAAAACAUGAGGGAUACUCAGAACACUCAGCUGGAGAACAUCAGGGUGUGAUUGAUGAAGAAAUUCUUGAUUUGUGGAUAGAGACAGUGAUGUCAGAUGACACUGAAAGGUCUAAAGAAGAAGAUCUUUCUGGACCCGGACUACAAAAGGACCAAGUAAAUGAGGAGUCAGGUGAAACAUCAUUUGAGGACGAGAGAGAAGAGGAAAUGAAAGCAAAUUCAGAAGAACCUGCAUCACCAAGCGAGACAGAAACUUCCUUGUCAACAUUUGAGCCUGGACUAUUGGAUCAGCAUUUCAGUGAAAAAACAGCAAGCACUGGAUUGCUUGAAGAUAUAAAUAACAUACCAAAUGCUGGGUCAAGUUCAGAAGAUGUCGCUGAGUUUUCAAUGCCUAUAUUUGACUCUGCAUUGGUUCAGGAAACAACUGAAGUUACAGCAUUCAGUGAAAUCAGAUCCUACCAAGAUUCAGGAGUUUCCUCACCAGGGGAAUGUCAUCCAAUUCAGGAAUGCGCUACAUCUCAAGAAAAGUCAGAUGAAACAAAAGAAAAGACAGGAGUGGAAAUUAGUGCAAUGUGCAGAGACACUGAAUUCGAACAGAAAACAAUAACUGAAGAUGAUCUCCUUGAAGCAACAGUGGCUGAAAUCUCUGAAGAAAUCCAACCUCUGGAGUCAUGGCAACACAGAAAGAACUCCCAGGUUGAAUCUGAGAGGCAGCAAUUCACUCCGUUGGCACCAGAGCACAGAUCGCCGGGGGACAUCAUCAAAUCUUUUCCAGACUCAAGCAGGACUGAGCUGGAAGAAAAUCUAAGCAAGGUCGAAGGCCCCAUCCUAGAUUUUGCACUGCAAAGGUCUCGGAUUGCUGUGAAAAACCCUCGUGUUAGACCCCCCACAGACCCCCGCUCUUUAAUUAACAUGCCCUCUGUGGAUCCAACUCCAUCAACACCUGUGUCUGGCAAAGCUCUUCCAGGUGUGCCUUUAGGCGGCUUAGGGGUUGGGAUCAAACUGCCAGGGCUUGGAGCUGGUUUUCCUGUUUUAAGGAAGACACCACGGGCCUCAAAAAACGAGGAUAACCCAGAAACAAAAUCACAGGAAUCUACUGAGACUACUGAGAAAAAGGAAGAGGAAGAGAAGAGUGAUGCUGCUAAAAAAGAUGAAGCACCAAAGAGGCCUAAAUGGAUGCCCCCAGGACAACCAGGAUUUGGAAAUCCACUUAUGUCUGAACUCAAGACCAAGCUGAAGAAAACUUCCAAAGAGUGAAAAAAUGAUCCUUUUAAUGCUUUCUGUGAAUAGCCCCACAUAUUAUAAAUAAGUUAACUGCCCUGUGUUUGUCUACUAUGCAACAAGAAGCAUUUUUUUAUUUUAUUUUACCUAUGUUUUUGGUAUUUAGCUUGGAUAAUAAAGUACAAUUGAAUGAGAUUUGUUUUUUAUUUCAUUCAAAAUUUAAUUUUCUUUCCUUACUUUUACAACCGCCCUAAUCUCAAAAGUCAAAAAUUAUAAAUAAGACAGGGAAUAGUCACACAGUCUGCAAAAAUAGCAACGUCAGUUUUUGCACUCAUAAAGAAAACAUGAAAUCCAAAUUUAUAUGUCACACUUGAGCACAAUGACAGCAUCUCAAACGUGAUCUGUACAAUGACUGACUGCCAAUGCAAUACACAGUUGUCAUACUCGUCACCUUCACCUUGUUUAUUUAGGACUUAGUUGCAGGGAAGCAGACUUACCCGAGACGCCUGGGCUUCCCUUUCCGUUCACUUCCCCUUGAGCUCCUCUGGGAAAAGCCCAAAAUGCUCUCAAGCUUGCCAAGAGACAGAUCUACUUUGGAAUAUAUGCGAUGAAUAUUAAACCCCAUUUCCACUACUUGAAAGUAAAACAAGGGACAUUGCAUGUCAUCAUUUUGACUUUCAAAGUCAUAGUUGCAAGAUUUAAAGUAAUCGCUAUUAUAAACUUUAUGUCAUUAAACUUAAAGUCUAAAU
This is a messenger RNA of Cyprinodon variegatus (sheepshead minnow), 2606 nucleotides long. RefSeq lists its product as uncharacterized. NCBI's taxonomy places the organism in Eukaryota, Metazoa, Chordata, Actinopteri, Cyprinodontiformes, Cyprinodontidae. The transcript has 5 exons. Bases 49 to 1893 code for a protein of 614 amino acids. The record is from RefSeq and is a predicted model, not a curated record.